CGCGCAGCGGCGGCGGCGGCCACGGCCCCGCCGCCCCCCGGUCGGUCCCGGCACCGGCUGCACCAUGCGGAGCGCCCGGGCGCUGCUGCUCGCCCUCGCCCUGCGGGUCUACGCGCUGGACACCGAGACGCCCGCCGCUGGCUGCACCUUUGAGGAGGACAGUGAGCCCAACCAGUGUGAGUACAGCCAGAGUGAGGACGAUGACUUCGACUGGGAGCUCCUGCGCAGUUACCUGAUGCCUCACCUGGUGCCUGACCUGCCUCACGGCUCCUACCUGAUGGUGAACUCCUCUCAGCACACCCCGGGCCAGAAAGCUCACCUGCUCUUCCAGGCACUGAGUGAGAAUGACACCCACUGCCUUCAGUUCAGCUACUUCAUGUUCAGCCGGGAUGGGCACAGCCCUGGCACCCUCAGCGCCUACGUCUGGGUCACCGGGGGCCUGCUGGGCAGCGCCGUCUGGAACGCGUCCGGCUCGCACGGCCGCCAGUGGCACCAGGCAGAGCUGGCAGUCAGCCUGUUCUGGCCCAGUGAGUACCAGGUGCUCUUCGAGGCAGUGGUUUCCAGCGAGCGCAGGGGGUACCUGGGCCUGGAUGACAUUUUGCUCCUGAAUUAUCCAUGCUCGAAAGCGCCUCAUUUCUCCCGCCUGGGUGAUGUGGAGGUGAAUGCGGGACAAAACGCCACCUUCCAGUGCGUGGCCGCUGGCAAGGCUGCCGAGGCCGAGCGCUUCCUCAUGCAGAGGCAGAGCGGCGAGGUGGUCCCUGCUGCCUCGGUGAAGCACAUCAGCCACCGGCGCUUCCUGGCCACGUUCCAGCUGGAGGCGGUGUCCAAGGCGGAGCAGGACCUGUACCGCUGCGUCACCCAGUCCGCCCGCGGCGCCGGCGUCUCCAACUGCGCCGAGCUCAUCGUCAAAGAGCCCCCCACCCCCAUUGCCCCCCCCCAGCUGCUCCGGGCCGGCUCCACCUACCUCAUCAUCCAGCUCAACACCAACUCCAUCAUCGGGGACGGCCCCAUCGUGCGCAAGGAGAUCGAGUACCGCAUGACCUCGGGGCCCUGGUCUGAGGUCCACGCUGUCAACAUGCAGACCUACAAGCUCUGGCACCUGGACCCCGACACGGAGUAUGAGAUCAGCGUCCUGCUCACCCGGCCCGGUGAGGGGGGCACUGGCAAACCGGGGCCACCCCUCAUCAGCCGCACCAAGUGCGCAGAGCCCAUGCGAGCCCCCAAAGGCCUGGCUUUCUCUGAAAUCCAGUCCAGACAGCUGACGUUGCAGUGGGAGCCGCUGGGCUACAACCUGACCCGCUGCCACACCUACACCAUGUCCCUGUGCUACCGCUACUUCGUGGGCAGUGGCCACAACCAGACCUUCCAGGAGUGUGUGAAAAUGGAGCGGAACGCCAACCGCUACACCAUCAAAAAUCUGCUGCCCUACAGGAACAUCCACGUCAAGCUCAUCCUCUCCAACCCUGAGGGGCGCAAGGAGGGCAAGGAGGUGAUAUUCCAGACAGAUGAGGAUGUGCCUGGCGGCAUUGCCUCUGAGUCCCUCACCUUCACCCCACUGGAGGACAUGAUUUUCCUGAAGUGGGAGGAACCAGUGGAGCCCAAUGGCCUCAUCACACAGUACGAGAUCAGCUACCAGAGCAUUGAGUCCUCAGACCCCGCGGUGAAUGUGCCGGGCCCGCGGCGCACGGUGUCCAAGCUGCGCAACGAGACCUACCACGUGUUCUCCAACCUGCACCCCGGCACCACCUACCUGUUCUCAGUGCGCGCCCGCACUGGCAAGGGCUUCGGCCAGACAGCUCUCACCGAGAUCACCACCAACAUCUCCGCUCCCACCUUUGACUACGGGGACAUGCCAUCACCACUGAGCGAGUCAGAGAGCACCAUCACGGUGCUACUGCGGCCGGCACAGGGCAGAGGGGCUCCCAUCAGCACCUAUCAGGUCAUUGUGGAGGAGGAGCGGCCCAAGAAGCUGAAGCGGGAGCUGGGGGGGCAGGAGUGCUUCCCGGUGCCGCUCACCUUCGACGAUGCCGUGUCCCGCGGCUCCGUGCACUACUUCGGGGCAGAGCUGCCCGCCAGCAGCCUCACUGAGGCCAAGCCCUUCACCGUGGGGGACAACCAGACCUACAGUGGCUACUGGAACCCGCCUCUGGAGCCCAAGAAGGCCUAUCUCAUCUACUUUCAGGCCAUGAGCAACCUCAAAGGGGAGACUCGGCUGAACUGUGUCCGGAUCGCUCGCAAAGCUGCCUGCAAAGAGAGCAAGCGUCCCCUGGAGGUGUCCCAGCACUCGGAGGAGAUGGGCCUGAUCCUGGGGAUCUGUGCUGGAGGGCUCAUCAUCCUGAUUAUCCUGCUGGGAGCCAUCAUCGUCGCCAUAAGGAAAGGGAAACCUGUGAAUAUGACCAAAGCCACCAUAAACUACCGGCAUGAGAAGACACACAUGAUGAGUGCCAUUGACAGGAGCUUCACCGACCAGAGCACCCUGCAGGAGGACGAGCGCUUGGGGCUGUCCUUCAUGGACACCCACGGCUACGGGAACAGAGGUGACCAGCGCAGCAGUGUGGUGAACGAGUCCAGCAGCCUGCUGGGGGGCUCCCCGCGGCGGCAGUGCGGCCGCAAGGGCUCCCCGUACCACACGGGGCAGCUGCACCCGGCCGUGCGCGUGGCCGACCUCCUGCAGCACAUCAACCAGAUGAAAACGGCUGAGGGCUACGGCUUCAAGCAGGAGUAUGAGAGUUUCUUUGAAGGCUGGGAUGCUUCAAAGAAGAAAGACAAGACCAAAGGGAGACAGGAUCAUGUGUCCACAUAUGACCGUCACCGUGUGAAGCUGCACCCACUGCUGGGGGACCCCAACUCCGACUACAUCAAUGCCAACUACAUCGACGGCUACCACAGGUCCAACCACUUCAUAGCCACACAAGGGCCCAAGCAGGAGAUGGUGUACGACUUCUGGCGCAUGGUGUGGCAGGAGCACUGUUCCAGCAUCGUGAUGAUCACCAAGCUGGUGGAGGUGGGCCGGGUGAAAUGCUCCAAGUACUGGCCGGAUGACUCCGAGAUGUACGGGGACAUCAAGAUCACGCUGGUGGAGUCCGAGACGUUGGCUGAGUACGCUGUGCGCACCUUCGCCCUGGAGAGGCGGGGUUACUCAGCCCGGCACGAGGUGAAGCAGUUCCACUUCAUGUCGUGGCCUGAGCAUGGUGUCCCCUACCACGCCACAGGGCUGCUGGCCUUCAUCCGCAGGGUGAAGGCGUCCACGCCGCCCGACGCCGGCCCCGUCGUCAUCCACUGCAGUGCUGGCACGGGGAGGACUGGCUGUUACAUCGUGCUGGAUGUGAUGUUGGAUAUGGCCGAGUGCGAGGGUGUCGUGGACAUCUACAACUGUGUGAAGACCCUCUGCUCACGGAGGAUCAACAUGAUCCAGACAGAGGAGCAGUACAUCUUCAUCCAUGAUGCCAUCCUGGAGGCCUGUCUGUGUGGGGAGACCAGCAUCCCUGCCAGCGAGUUCAAGCCCACCUACAAGGAGAUGGUGAGGAUAGAGCCGCAGAGCAACUCCUCGCAGCUGCGGGAGGAGUUCCAGACCCUGAACUCGGUGACGCCACACCUGGAUGUGGAGGAGUGCAGCAUCGCGCUGCUGCCCCGCAACCGGGAGCGCAACCGCAGCAUGGACGUGCUGCCACCCGACCGAUGCCUUCCCUUCCUCAUCUCCGUGGAUGGAGACAGCAACAACUACAUCAACGCGGCCUUAACUGAUAGCUACACCAAGAGCGCUGCCUUCAUUGUCACCCUGCACCCGCUGCAGAACACCACCACCGACUUCUGGCGGCUGGUGUACGACUAUGGCUGCACCUCCAUCGUCAUGCUCAACCAGCUCAACCAGUCCAACUCCGCCUGGCCCUGCCUGCAGUACUGGCCUGAGCCGGGGCUGCAGCACUACGGCCCCAUGGAGGUGGAAUACAUCUCGGGAGUGGCGGAUGAGGACAUCGUGUCCCGGCUCUUCCGAGUGCAGAACAUCACACGGUUGCAGGAGGGGCACCUGAUGGUCCGGCAUUUCCAGUACCUGCGCUGGUCAGCCUAUCGAGACACCCCGGACUCCAAGAAGUCCUUCCUGCACCUCCUGGCCCAGGUGGAGAGGUGGCAGAAGGAAAGUGGUGAUGGCAGGACUGUGGUGCACUGCUUGAACGGAGGUGGCCGGAGUGGCACCUUCUGUGCCUCCACCAUGAUCCUGGAGAUGAUCAAGUGUCACAACAUGGCAGAUGUUUUCUUUGCUGCCAAGACCCUCCGCAACUACAAACCAAAUAUGGUGGAGACCUUGGAGCAGUACCAUUUCUGCUACGACAUAGCACUGGAAUACCUGGAGUCCCUGGAGACCAGAUAGCACCUGGCCACGAGAGGGGCACAAGGGCUCGUGCAGGGCCGUGCCAGCCACGCUUCGCAGCUGGGCACUGUGUCCCUGCUCGGGGUGGGCAGGGAAACAGCAAAGGACCCACCAGGAAACUUGGGAUCCAGGAAACAAAAGGACACGGAGAUGUGUUGGCCACUCUCCACCUUCAUCCUCCGCUCUCCAUCUUCCCUCCCUGCCCUGGGCGUGUCCCAGUGGGUGGAUCCCACAGCUCAGCCGGUUCCUUGGAAUCACAGCCUGGGGUUGGUGCUGCUGGGUCUCUGCAGCUGCCGGAGAGGAGGCCAGGGAGGGGAGGAAGAGGAGGCCACGAGGAGCUGAGGCUGUUUCCCGUCAGAGAAGGAUGGACACUGGGAGAUGUUGCUCUUUUAUGUGUAGAAUUGAAGCUGCUCCUCGCGGAGCCCGGAGGCUGCCGGGGGUUUUCCCUCAAUGGGGCUCACUCUGAGCCAGAGCAAAGGCCCCCCAGGAGCUCCUGAGUUUCUGCCCCUUGGCACCAUGAGUUUUGAUCCUCUUUUAGUUCUGUGAGUCCUGACCCUUUGUGCAUCCAGCCCUGAAUGGACAGGGAUGAGGGAUGAGGGGCACUGGCCAUGCAAUGUCCCUCUGCAGGGACUGACGUGGACCCUCCCGGUGCUUUUGCAAAGUGUUGGAGGGGAUGGUUCCCCAGCAUCUCCACACCUUCUCCUCCAUCUGUAGCAGUGAGUUCUUCCUGAUGUCCCACUGGCCCAUUGGUCUGUUUUUAACCCUGCCUUUGUGCAUCACUGCAUUUGAAGCAAAAUCCUCAAAAUUCGGAUCCAUCCCAAAUACAUCCUGGAUGCCACCCCUGGGCAGUUGCUGGGCCUGGUGGGGCAGGAGGAUCGAUUUUGGGGUGGUGUUGGCUUGGGCUGAGCUGUGCCAAAGCCAUGGCCCUGUGUUGGGGCUGGACGGGGGAAGGUCCCCACACUCCUGUGCCACCGGGGCUGGUGGCUGAAGGUACCUGAGGUGUUUUAGCUCCAUCCUGCUGCAGGCGGGUGUGAAAUGGCACUUUUUCCAUCUGAUGUUGUGGUAAUUCCAGAGAUUCUGCCCUCAGCCUGGUUGUAAUAAAAUGAAUGGCCCUGGGAAGGUGCAUCCGGAGGGAUUCAGGUCUGGGAACUGAGGGGAGGUUGGUUGUGUCCUGAGGGCCAGGCUGAACCCUUCACCAUCACUUUUGGGGGGGAUGGAGAGCAAGGUGAGAAACUUCUCCAGAUGCUGGAGGUUUCAUGUGGGCAGCCCUGUCCUUCAUCCAUCUGCCCCCUUCACCGCCCAUCUGUGUUCCCCCCCAUCCUCCCGCCAUGCCUCCCCAGGGCAGGGGCAGCUUCCCUGCCCUGCCUGCCUGGGGCUGCCAAGCAUUGCCCAGGGAAUUCUCCCCAGGGAAUCAUGAAGGCUGCACAGCUGAAAUGGCUGGAGGAGCAAACCCAGGAGAUGUUUCCAUCCACCUUCCAAGGGUGAAAGAGAGCGGGAAGAGCCAUCCCUGCCCUCUCUGCCCUUGGACAAUGUGCCACUGCUGUGGUGAUGGGGAUUUCAGCACCAUCCCAGACCCUUGGUUCUGCCACCUCCUCCCUGAGGAAUUCACAGUCUGACAAUAAUUUAUUCCAAGGGCUAUAUGACAUCAUUCCUUCCUUCUUUCCAUCCCUGCUGUCUCAUCUGCAGUGUGCCCAUUCUGUCUUGUCACCAAAGAUCUUUUUUACCCCCAAAUGGUCCAGUAACACCAGUACCUGACUACACCAGUACCCACACUGGGAUAAAUUUGUGUCCUUUUCCCAGUCCCCAUCUCUCCAUAGACCUGCCUGUGCUGUCCUAGGGAAGGUGCUGCAUGCCGUGUGCAGAAAUUGUUUGGUUUUGUAUGAAAAUGGCUGAGCUGAGCCUCCAAAAUCCCUGGGAAUGGGAUGGGAUGGGAUGGGAUGGGAUGUUCUGGGGGCUGUCCAGCCCUGGAGCUGGAGGGAUGCUGCUGCCUGGGCCACCCACAUCCUGCCUGUGGUCCAGAGGGAGGGAGCAUCCCACAGGGCUCUGCAGGUAAAGUAGUUCCAGAAAGAGAAAAAGGAGGAGGGGUGAAACCCCACUUAGUCCUGCAGAGACAACAGAGACUGCAGGAGUUGUAUAUAUGUUUUAAAAUCAAGAGUUUUUCCUUUUUAUUUUAUUUUGAUACCUCCUUGCUGGGUGUCUUUGGGUUUUUAGGGCAUCUCUGGUGAAGGGCAGAUUUUGAAAUCCAAGUGCUAUAAAACCCAGCCCAUCUCCAACUCCUACUGACAUGCUCCUCUGACAUGAGGCAAGGACAUCUUGUACAUAGAAAUCUAUAUAUAGAAAUCUAUAUAUAAAAAUAUAAAUACUGUUCUUAAGAUGGAUAAUGUUUAUUGGUAUUACAGAUUGGAGUGGUGCUUUUUUUUUAAAUAAAAACAAAAAAAAAAAAAAAAAAAAAAAAAUUAAAACUCAAGAAAAACACCAAAUUGGAACAAUUUUGUCUAUAUGCAGUCAAAGUGAUCCUAAAAGCUGGCAGCAUCUCAGAGCUGGUGCCAAAGGGACUUGGGACCAUGAGGCAGCUCCACCAUGGAUGAGGAUGGAGCAUUGGGACCGAGGGAGGGAUGUGUCUGAUGUGGAUUGUACCACAUACAUCCAGCUGUUGUUAAUGUUUUUUUAUUAUUUUGUUAUUAUAUUAUUUUUGGCUUUCUUUCCUUUUAAG
This is a messenger RNA of Camarhynchus parvulus, 7082 nucleotides long. It is a transcript of the gene PTPRU, whose product is annotated as protein tyrosine phosphatase receptor type U. The transcript has 30 exons. Gene Ontology annotation, cellular component: membrane. Bases 65 to 4369 code for a protein of 1434 amino acids. Gene Ontology annotation, biological process: protein dephosphorylation. NCBI's taxonomy places the organism in Eukaryota, Metazoa, Chordata, Aves, Passeriformes, Thraupidae. Gene Ontology annotation, molecular function: protein tyrosine phosphatase activity; protein binding. The record is from RefSeq and is a predicted model, not a curated record.